AUGGUCCCGUGGAGUCAUCCUAGCGGUAUUGCCUUUCGGUUUCUCUCUCUCCAAUAUCGAAACACUCCGGCCGUUCUUUUCCCCCGUUCAGCGACAGAAGAGGACCGCGACGUACCCGUUCCCCUCUCGCGGUCAUCUCUGCAAUUGCAUGCGGCACUGCUGCCACUUGAGCAUGCAGGAGAACACGCACUUGUGUUGAGGCCCCGCAUCGCGGCUUUUCGGUCCGCGUCACCUUUUCGCCGUGACACGUUCGGUCUUACCGUUUUCCACGGUCCAAGGGGGAAGGAGAAGCGGAGAAGGGGGAGACACACGAUUUUCUGCGGUCGAGGAAAGCUGAAACCGCCAGCUGUGCGGCCUCGGCGCUGCCUCGCUGGCCAAAACAGGAAGCUCGAAUUCAACCCUCGAGGUCAGGGGACCUCGUGGCUUCUCCCUAAGAGGAGAGUCGUAUUUCGACGCAGUUUGCUUCCGAAACGCGUGCGUCCAGGACCGGCUGCUGCGCAUCUGCGGCCUCCCAGACACAUUGGACCACCCGUUUCCUUCCCGUUUUCGCCCUCGGAUGCAGUUGCUGUGAGGUGUCCUUGGCGUCGAAGUGAAACUGCUCGUGCGUUUCACUUCCCGCUCCUGUGUCUUUCGUCUCGACAAGACAUUCAAUGGUUCCAACGAGUGGGGACGGAGUGUGGCCACGGGAGCUCGGGGAGCACACGCCUCUCUCCUUUCUCGACUUGUCCCUGUCUCCAGGUGCAGCCGGAGAAGACGAAGGCUUUGUCGGAGAGCGCAGCGCUCGCUCGUGCCUCACUGCUUUCGUUUCCGGCCGCCCCCCUCUCCGCAUGCAGACCAGGGACGUUUCCGUGGCAAGCACGUUGGAACGGGCAACACGCUGGGCCUCUCGACCGGCACCGAAAACACCUCGUCUCUGUCCCGGCGGGUUCCCGGUUUCUAGACACCGCAGCCGUGACAGAGAGGAGGCAGCGGAAACGACGCAUGCUGAGGAGAGAGCGUUUCGGUCCUUCAGUUGAAUUUGGCGUCUGCUCAACAGAACUUUCUCCCCGAGAGUCUCAAAGGAGGCGGAGGGAGACGCGUUCCUGCAUAGUAGUCUGCGUGUCGUGUCACGGGUUCGUCUCCCUCGUUUUUCUUGCGUACGUCGCUGUCUCGCGUGUCCCCGAUUGUUGUCGCCUGUCAAAGAAAAGAAUCCUCUCCUCGGAGGUCUUGUUUGUCUCCCUCGUCCAUCGCCAUUCUGCCUCGCUUGGAUGUGCGACAGGCCUUUUUCGUCGAAGCGAGGACGCAGGAUUUUUAGCGGACUUGCGCGGUUCUCGUCAACGGUCUGUGGCCUUCUUUUGUCAAGAACGGGGAGGGAAACCAAAGUUUGUUUCGGCUGAGCUCGUGAACGCGAGGGACCACCUCCCGGUGUGCGCGAUCUUUCCGCUUUCCCCUUUGGCGGCGGGGCCUUCGUCUCUUCUGUUUUCGUCUUGCUCUUCCCCCCCUUGGUGUGCACUGCCGAGGACGUGGUGCGCCAGUGCAUGCGAUUUCUGCCCGAGAAAAUCGCGGCACGCCACGUCCCUAGCCGCGACCGCCGCGACCGAGACAAAACCUCGUGCCGCCUCUUCACACGUUUUGGCUCAUGCAAGCGAGGUGGCCUCCGUCGUCUGUGCGCGCGUCCGUCUCGCUUCGUUCCGCUCUUCAGUUUUGUCUCUCGACCUCCCUGUCGAUGGCACGACUGCCGCACAAGUUAUCAGAGCUUCCGCCCUCCCGCAUUGUCUUUCUCCCUGCUCGCCGUCUCGCCCCGCUGCGUCUGCUCUCUUCCCUGCGCUUCCCCACGCACGGAUAAGGAAAUCGAUUUUCCGCUUUUUUGCUUGGCAAGCACGAGCGCGAGGCGGGGUUUCAGAGAGCCGAGACUCCCUCGCACCGCCGGUUGCGCUGGAGAUCGUUGGUUUCGAAAAUCCGGAAGCAAAACGGGUGAAAGAGGAAGAGAGACAGAGGCGAAUGACGGAAGCGCCGCAGGACAACGGAUGGUCCAGGCCACAGCCGUCAGUAGCUGCCGGUGUCAUGCCAGCUGUCUGUUCUCCGUCGUCUGACUGUUUGCUGGCUGACGGGCACGGCCCACGCGUUUCCUCUUUUCGCUUCCCUCCCACGCACUCGGGUCUUCCGGAGGCUCGCAUCACGGAAGACACAGACGUUCCGGACGUCUCCUCUUCUCCCUCUUCGUUUUCCGUCGAUUCGGUCUCUGCGAGCGCUGCAUGCAACCACGCUCUGCGGCGCCGGAAACUUCCGUCCCGGGGACUCAAACGCAGCCUGGCCUCUCUCUGGGUAGGCAACGGCUGCCUUCUUCUCUGUCUUCUUGCUGCUCUUCUUCUCCCACAGCCGGCGGGCGAACUCGACGGUGCAGGAACUCGGUGGGAGGGGGGGGAGGAGCCGGGGUUCAGGUGCCGCGUCGCUAGCUGCGGCGGAGACAGCGGACCGGCGAAAGACGGAGGGCGAGGCCGUGUCGCCUUCGCGGUGGACAGCGCACGAGGCAGCCUGGAGGAGACAGCUGGACCGCCGGCAGCGAGUGGCGGGAGACACGGGGGCAGAGCGAGAGGGGGGCGGGGCGCGUGUGGAGGCGCUUUUGAGGCAUCCCCUCUCGCCCAUGCAGAUCGCAAGAAUGUGUCCCUGGAGGCGCUGGCAGUGACCGUUUCGUCUUUAGAGAAAGCAGAACCUCGCGACGCACCGCCUUGUUUCCUCGCGUCGAGUGACUCUUUGUCUCGUGUCUCUUCGCGCCCCUCGUGGCGAAGGGGAACGGGGAGCCUGUCUUCACAGGGCGAAGAACCCCAUCGAGACUCGGCUUCUGGAAAAUCUGCUCAACAGAAGAAGACCGACUGCCGGAGAGCAAGGCCGAGCAUGGCCCGGAAGGAUACCGCCGGGGCACGUGCCCGACCUCGGACCGCAGCGGACCGAGGGGGUUCCCGAGAAGCGUUUCCUUCUUUUUCCUUGAAGGGCGACCGACUCCUCCCAUCUCUUCUUUUCUCGUCUCCUCUCCGCCACUCGCCUUUGCUCUCUGUGCGUCCUGUUCUCGCCCACUCGCUGUCUUGCCCAUCUUUGUCUUCAAAACGCCGGGGCAGACCGACAGCACGGCAGGAUCAUGAGGUGCCAGCGUACGCGCUCCCUGUCUUCUCUCUCCUCCACUCGCAGCCUCGCGACAUGCAGCCCAAACACGCCCGCGCCACAGCAGAUCCGGGAGGGGAGUUUUGCGCCGCUUCCGCGCCUGCCUCUUUGAACCUCUCCCCGUUUUCGGCGCUGUUUGACCAAGACGAACGCACACACGCCCUGCCGUGCCGAUCCGUUUCCUGUACCACCAUGUCACCUGCGGCGAGCGCAGUUCCACCCGCCAGCCGCCGGGAGCUCUCGGAGCCUGAGGGACGAGGAGGAACAGGAGACGCCCGUUCGGCUCCUCCGCCCGUGCCGAGUGCGAAUCUGUCUGUCUCUCGCAUGCAUGCAGAUCUGGAAGUGCCGCGUCCCGACCCGUCCUCCGGUGACGGUUCUUCCGUGGCGAAAGCAGGCGCCGGCUCACCUCGUGCACCUUCGUCUCUGUUCGUCAACGACGCUUCCAGCAACAAAACGCCGUUCGUCGCGCUUCCCGCUAGGUCGCCCACCCCACACGGGCCCCGCCAAGGCCGAGCGCGACUGCGGGAUGCAGGCAAAGGAGACAGUGGCGCCGAGAAGCCGCAGCCGGCCUCUGUGUCUUUUUUCUUGGGGAGAAGCAGGAGGGUCCGGAUGCGUGCGCAGACGCGCAAGGGAUCCGACAGCCAAGGCGGAGAGAGAGAAGGGGAAGAAAGUCAAGGAGCAAGAGAUGUGGGAAGCCGAAGCAGUGCAGUCUUUCUCUCGUCUCUCCGCAGCGCUAGCCGUCACCGCGGGGUCGUCGCCUCGCUCUCGCAAGCGACAUCAGUUCAAAAAGCGUUUGUAGAAAAAGACACGUGUCGCGAAUCUCUCCGAGGACCGGCCCCGUUUGUGGGGUCUUUCCACAGUGCCAGGUGUAUGUGUGCAUCGAGAGGGGUGGAUGCGCCAGGGAGGCUUCGUUCGGCCUGCGCGGCGGGCGAACGACAAGGUGCGCACUGCUGUGGAGGGGAAGGCGGAGGUCGAGGACAGAGAAGAAGGAAAGGACGAGGCGAUUCGAGUCAGACCAACGGAAGGCCACGUCGGAGCAGUGCAAGCGAAGCGCCGAGGGCGUCGAAUGCUUCACAUUCAAGUAACCGUGAAAACAGAGGCGAGGGGGAUCCUUGGGGUGCACAGACACCGCGCGGCACCGAGGCCACACAGACUGGGGCCCCGCAGGAAUCCUCUGACUCUUAUCCCCAGUUGGUUUCGAAUGUAAGACGCGAGUGCCUUUCCGAGGGCGAAGCAAGUCGUGAAUUCUCCAGUCCCCCGUCAUCCGCCUCCUCACUUUCGCACUCGCACGGCAUCCCUUCUUCCUCUACCUCUUCAGGCAGCCUCGCACUGCACCACCCUUCUGCUCUUCCUUCUUCUCUGCGGUCGGCGACUUUCUCGCCACAGCUCGCCGCAGUUGUUGCGACGGCUGCGGCGGUCGUCCGUUCGUCCUUCCCAAAUGUCUUGCAUGCGUCGGCUGUCUCUUCGCCGCCCUCGCCAGGCCGCAGCGAUGAAGGGGGCUUUCCAGGGGAGUCUCGCGCGCUGGCCUCUCUUCCGGAGCGGAACGAGAGGCGAGCAGAGACAGAAGAUGAGACAUCGGGAGACGCGAUGGAGAGGACGCGAGCGUCUCCGGCAGUUGAGGAUUCCGCACCCCACACGGCGACCUUCACGUCGAGGAACGGGGUCGGAGACAGCUGGACGGAUCGCCCAGAUCUCGCUCAUCCUGCUGCCUUUUCCCCCUCUGGCGUCUCGUCUGCCUCCUUCGCUUCCCCUGUCUUCUCAGUCGAGACUGGAGGGGCUUCCAGUGAUCAAGGUUCCCACUUGUCUGUGUUGGAAGAGGAGAGACGGCUCGCGAAAGAGUUGCGUGGGGUGCAACGGGAAACGCGAGGGCCAACGUCCCCGCCCGCGCGUCUUCUCGCGGAUUCUCCUCUUCUCUCCGCUGAGGCGGCUUCGCUCUCCGAUCCGCGACUCGCGCCUCCCGGGCGGGCAGUCUUUCGAGAUUCGUCUCUCGAAGGGCGCGAAGCCCAGAUUUUGGAAGCGGAGGACAGGCUGUCGUCCGCCGGGUCGUCUCAGCCCGCCUCCGGUGCCGAGGCGCCAGGCACGCCCCGUCAGGCGUCGCAGACGCCAGGAAAGACAGGAGUCGUGCUCGGGUUCGCUGCCUCUGAACCUCUGGCUGCUCUUGACCUGCGCGACAGUGGACGCGAAGAAGAGAGAGCGACGGUUGAGCGCGGCGCAGGCAGCGGCAUUCGGACGCCGAAGAGUCAGCACGAGACUCCGGAGACGCAUGAAGCGCACGAGAGUGGACAGGUGGGCUCCAGUGCGUGGUCCACUGUCUCAGCUGCUGCGCCGCCUGUUGCUUUGUUUGCGGCGUCGUCCUCGUCGAUUGUGCCCCACCACGCGACGGGGUCGGCCGCGUCGCGGGGGCAACGCGAGGAGAGCAGCCGAGGGCAGCCCGGAGACGCGCCCGAGAGCCGCCUCUCUUCUCCGCCUUCGUCGCUCCUCGAGGACCGGGAGCGAGGCGGCCGCAGAGAAGGCGACAAGCGCGCGCUCCAGAGCCUCAUUGUGCUGUCCAUCACGGGCGACUUGUACCACGUGACGACGAACGGAUCGUUUGUUUGGCAGCGGAGUCUCGGCUCUUCCCUGGCGACUGCGUUCGACCUGGAGCCUCUGUCGACUUCCUCCGAUGACGAGCCGCGACUCGAGCGAGGGGCGUCUUCGCAGGGGCGAGGAGACAGGGGCGAGGCGCACAGAGCAAAGAGUCCUGGAGAGAACGUGGGCGAGGGUCAGGACCGGAACGGGGGGAAGGUCAACGUGGAGGGGAAAGCGACCAGUGAACUCGCGCAGACGGGGCUAGGCCGCAGGCUGUUGCCUGCGCACGACGGCAGUCUCUUCUUUCUCGACGACGACGGAUCGCUCACGGCUCUCCACGUGAGCAUCCCCGAAGUCGUCAACCACCUCCCCUUCCAGGCGCCUCUCUUUCCCCACGUCUAUUUCACUGGCGAGCGCGAAGUGCGUGUGACGGCGCUCGACCUCGAGACGGGCCAGCCUAUCGCGGGGCGCCGGAGGCCGGUACCCCGCGGGAAGUUCGCAAAGCGGCGCGGCCGCAGAGACGCGCGGGGGCGCCGAGCCCGCAGGGCGCACGCGCGGGACGCGCAGCGACAGGAAGGACGCGACAAGCUGGCGGCCCGCGAAGAAGUCCACGUCCUCGACGACGGCUCGCGGCGGGUCCGCAGAGACCGCAGUCGAGAGCAACCCUUCGUGUUUGAAAGCCUGUCGCUCGCGCCAAGAGCCGACGACAUCGAGGAGACCAAGCCGCAGGAGACGCAGGAGACUUCGGACGAAGACAGCGAAGAAGAGUCCGAAGACGAGCCCCGGCAACUCCAGUUCGGCGUGACUGUCUGGAGGCUCUGGGCGGUCGACAACAAAACGCACACAACUCAGUGGGGACUUAAGUGGGUGGAGGUCGACGCGCUGGGCUCCCUGGCGGGGCCUGGUGCAACUCCGAGCUCGAUGGUUGCGCAUUUGCGGAACAUUCUUCGCGUGGACGACGACAAGUUGUAUCUUCUCCCGUCGCCCUCUUUCUCCUCGCCGUUGGGGCGCGUGUCGGAGGCGAAGCCUGCAAACGCAAGGUCGGGGCCAGAGAGGUCGCGAGACUGGGCGUUUGCCGGUGGCGCGUCCGCGGCGACUCCCGAGGAAGAGCGGCUGACUCAACUCCACGGCGCCCGUCCGUCGGCUGCGUCCUUCCCGCCCUCCUUCGCGCCCUUCACGUCGACCUCGACUCAGACCUCGGCGCCUCUCUUCCUCAAAUUUCCUGCACCAAUUGCGGCAGUGUACGUGGUGGGGCCGCCAGGCGGCGAGGCCGAGAGGGUGUUCGAGGCUGCGGCUCCUGCAAGAAGCGAGGGCGAGGAAAGCAUCUCCCAAGACUCCCGCGUCGUCGUUCUCUCGGAGCAUGAGGACGGAGGCGAGAACGGGCCGCGCGCCGCUGCGGAGCGCGUUCGGCCGUGGGGCGGAGACGCGGGAGACACAGGGCGGACCGGAGACACAGGACGGAGACAGCGCGGCCCCGCGAAGUCUCGCCGAAAGGCCGGGACAGUUGCCCCUCUGGUCACCUUGGAAUGCAUCGUCCGGCAGUGGGGAGGAGGCGCGUCAGCUCUUCCUUUCGCCUACGUCCCGUCCCACCAUCACGCUGUGCGAGGGGACCGAGAAGGCUUUCCGUCCUUUCCUUCCUUCGCGUUUCCGUACCCGCCCCCGAACGCCGCGCACGCCUACGCCUCGCUUUUGCUCCCGUCGAUGCGGGGACUGGGCGGCCCUGCGCCCUCCCUGGCCUCUCAUCCGCUUCCGCCGGGGGCCUCGGGGCUCCUGCUGCCUGCGAAUCGGCAGGGCCCGGGAUUCGACGCCCUCGUGCUGCGAGACCGGAAGAGCAGAGAAGUUGCGUUGCCCGCGCCGCCAGCCGUGAACUACUUGGAAGACUUGAAGGAUCCGCCGGGCGAGGACGCGCAUGCAGGCGGUCAAAUUCAAGAGGCGGGGAAAGGCCGAGUCCAGGCGUCUGGGGACGGCGGGCGAUCCCACAGUCUUCUGCCGCCGUUUUCUCUGCCCACGUCCCUUGCGUCGUCUUCCCUCGUCCCCACCGAGGAUCGCUCCCCCCUCUCCGCUGCGUUUUCUUCCGUGUCUUCGUUUUCUUCCGCACCCUCGGCGGCGCGUGCAGCCGGCAGUCAGGGCGUCGUCUCGCCGUACAUGUUGCACAACUUCCGCGCCCCGGCGCCGGUCCAGCCCGUCCGGCUCUCCCACCCCGACGCGUUUUCUUCGCAGGUGACGCUCUCGGGCGACUGGGGGAGCUCCGAAUUCUCUCUCGAUUCGCGUCUCCAGACAGAAGGAAGCGGCGAGGGGCAGAAGCAGACGCGGGGCGAAGGCUUCGGCGAGGAAGAGCGCGGCGACAGCGGGUCACUCGCUGCUCUUCCGGACAGACAGGGGCUCAGUGCAAAUAGGGCGAGAGGCGAGAGAGAGACAGCCGGGAAACACAGCUUGCUUUCUCCUCCACUGGGAGAGGAAGGCUGCCGAGACGGGGGGGAGCAGCGCGAUUCGGACCCGCAAGGCGUGCCGGAGGAGGAACAGAAGGGAAAAGAGGCACAAACGAAGACAGCCACGGCUGCAUGGAGCAGCGUCGAGCGGUCGAACGCCGCCCCGCGAUUCGAUCACCAAGAGGAACGCGCGCCCUCGCAGACUGUCGGGGGUGGAGCCCUACCCGACGACCACGGGACGCUCGCGCCGCCCCUGUACGGGGUUCCGCCCUCUCAGCUUCCGGCUUUGUAUGGAGCCUUCGACGCGGCUCCACUCUCAUUUAAUCCCGUCCUCUCGCCUGUUCUCUCUAUGCUGCGGCGGUGGGUAGGCAGGCUGGCCCGGCCCUCGUCGCGCUUCUUCUCGCUUCCUCUUCUCUCUCCUAGGUUCGACGGUGUCGACCGGGACGCCUCGCCCUUGCGACCCGAGGACAGCGUCGCUGCGAACGCACGGAGACAAACGGAGGAGACAGACCAGGCGACCGUGUGUGGGGUGGAAGACCGUGAGGCGGCGCCGCGCAGCUCCGCCCUGUUCUUCCCCUCUGCUUCCCUGAACUUCUUAUCGCCCGCCUCGCCUCGCUGGCUCACCCCACACGCGCAGGCUCCUCCGAACUACGUCGUGUCGCUGCGACCGGAGACACGGCGAGGCGACCGCCGCGAGUGUGGGGCAGCGGGGCGCCGAGGGGCCUCUUCCUUUGAGGGCGGGCCCGAGCCGCAGGCGUCUCCCGAGGCGCCGGCCUCGUGGGAUCAGGAUCCGCUCCUCGCUGCAAGCUGGACGACGCGAAUUCUCUUCCUCCUCGCCGCCGCAUCUUCGGUGCUCGUCUUUCUUCGCUUCCGAGGCGUUCUCUCUGGCGCGCUGGCCGGGGUUGUCGCUGUCGUCUCCGUCGCCGGAGGGCGGCACAUGUGGCGACAGUACACCCGUUUCCUCCUUCUUCUCCCUCCACAUCUGCGAUCCCUCGCGCCCUACUCCGAGGAAGACGGACUCGACGCGGAAGAAGAGCGAGAAGGGGACGCUUCUGUCGGGCGUUGCCCGAUGGGAAUGCAGCCAAUGGAGGCAGAGGAGAGACGUAGGGCAGGGCCGAAGGGAAACGAGGAAAGCCGCCACUCCAGUGGGGGUGCGGCGCGCCCCGGGGCGUGGAGCGGCUCUUCCGAUCCGGUCCCGCUUUCUCGCCCUCCUUCUCUCCCUCUUCCUUCGCCGGUUUGGGGGACACCGCUGACUUCCAACACGCCCGGGACCAAACAUCUCGAAUCUGAGCAUUUCCCAGCCUCGCCCGUCGGCGCGAGCGCACAGAGUGUUUUGUCUCCGGCGGCGCGCGCCCUCGAGGCCCGGGAGGCUCCAGGCGGGCGCUACGCUAGUUGGGCUUUUUCCGGCGACGAGACGGGUCUCGGGCCCGCUGACGGGGCGGGGCCCAGUCGUCGGACCAUGAGUGCGACCGCGUGGACAAGCGAGCGUCCAGGUCGCGGGGAGGCGUUGCCGUUGGAAGACGACCAGAGAUGUCAGGACCGUAAAUUUGAGGGGGGCUCAGCUUCUCGCGGGGCGACAGAGCCAGCACCUCUGCCUGCCCUGACAGGGGACUUGGCGGACGACAUGAAGAGACUCGCGAUGGCUUUGGAGAGCAGAGCGAGAAACCACGACGGCGGCCCGGAAGGCGAGAGCCGAGGAGACAGUGGCAACCAAACGCCCAUGUACAGCUGUCGAACGGCGUCGUCUGCGUCGCUGUCAUCCCAGGAAGAGAGCGAGCGGCAGAACGGACGCGAACCCUUCGGAGACACGCCAGGCCGGGGGCCCGCAACGGCGGCGGGGUCCGGUCUCCAGAUUCCUGGUGGAGACGAUCCUUUCCUCCGUCCGUCUCUCCGCCCAGGCCGCGCCGUGGAACAGCCUUCUCGAGGGACAGCAGAACGCGAGGGCCUGGGCGACGGCCCUGGGGCUGCCGGGCACCCGCUGCCGUCUGGCGAGUUUGGGGUCUCCGCGUCGGGCUCCGACCUUGCUGCGGUCGCGCCUCCGCCAGGCGCGCUGAGGCUGUUGCCCCGGGAAGGCCAGGCGCGGAGGAGUUCGGACUCGCCCGUCCUCCAGACUUUGUCGCUGUUUGCGUUCCCGGGGCAGGGCGACGUCCGGUUUUACCGGAAAGGCAGCUCAGCAGCUGCAAGCAACGGGGGGGCUGUAGAGUCUUCGUUUGUCGCGACGUCAGACGAGAAAACGCAGCAGAGCGCCCGUCUCCCGUCACACGGGCUGUCGGGGUCUUCCGCGGUGGACGUUCCAAGCGAUGAUUUUGCGCCGCAGUCGCCUUUGGCGGUUUCUUCUUCUCGCUCCACCGGCGAGCGAAAGUACCGUGCGCGAGCCCCGUCGUCACCGUGGGAACUGACAGGAGACCGGGUGCAGAGCUCGCCGUUCAUGGCAGGGAUCCGCGCUCGGGACGUCGACGCGGCCUCGAUUCUCCCGCAGCCUCUGGAACCCGCGGGGCUUCCCAGCCCUCUGCCUGCGUUGCCGGACAGGGCGGACGCGUGGCGCGGCGCUCGCGGGGAGACAGGCUUGCUUCCGGGAAGGGCCGGAGCGCCAGGAGACAUCCACCGGAGCGGAUUCGGGGGGGCCGUCGAGGGGCGAGGCGGGCGCGCCCUGGGGGCCGGGGAGGACUCCUGGGAGCUCAGGGGUCCUAGGAGCGCAGAAGGCGACGAAGAGCGGCGGGGAGUGAGCGAGCACGACGAUGCGUCGGCCUUGGGUUCCGGCGGGAAUCAGGGAGGCGAGAGACAAGUUGAGAGGCAGACCGCCACUCCCAUCUACCUCCCUGGAGGCCGCAUGGGAGGCGGCUCCACCGGGGAGAGUUUCAGCACAGAAGAGUGGCAGAGACUCAUGUUCCGACGAGCAGGCCGACGAUGCAACUCUGUGGGCCAGCUGACAGCGUAUGGCGGGGGACACUUGACGAGAGGCGACGGGACCUUUCCCCGUGCGGGUUUGCCGAACCCCGUGCAUCCUGCCCCGUCUUCCGCGGUCCCCGUCGCCGAGGCGGGGUUGACGCCUCAGAGCGAUGUCCUCCCGGUCCGGCCUGGGGCCGCGGUCCUUUCGCCUCGCUCGCGAGUGCUGAUGGACGAUGAGAGACUCGAGAACAGUGGGCUGAGUUUAAUUCGGCAAGAGGCGGCGAGGCUGCUUGCGGCCCAAGCUUCAGGCGAGUUGCCUCAUCCUGGCAAAGACGUCGACUCCGCUUCCUCCAGUUCGCCCUCAGUGAGAGCUUCGCCGUCUCCACCUGCGACCGCUCCUCUUCUUCCCGCGGCCGUUCACGAGGCGACUCAGGAUAUCCACGCCGUCAGUCUGCCGCCGGGAGGAGACGCCGAGGAACGUGCGGGCCCAGAGAAUGGAGGCCAGGCGCACGCCUCAGUCGCGCAGUCUCCGACCAUGCACCCUUCGCCGAUCGGACGCCCCGGAGGCUUCGCCCUCAACGUGGACGAGGCACGCAGAGGGUUGCGGUCGCACGCCGAGGCCCUAAAGGCGCUGGAGGCACUCUCCGGUGUCACGACAGCGUACGUCGGAAGCGCUGCAGGCAGCGUAGAGUCUUCGUCGAGCAGCGCGACCGGAUCGAUUCCCACCGCGGGAAACGACGUCGCUGGCCUCCUCGGUCCUUCCGGACUGCCUCUCACGAGCGCCGCCAGGCUGCUGUUGGAAGCGGGGGGAGACCCCACUCGCGUCGAGCAGGACGGCAAACCGCUCAGAGUCGGCGGCGCGGGGACGCAGGAAGCCCUCGCGGCCGCGGGCGCAGCGCGUCGGGGCGACGGCGGGCUCCGACCCACGGGUGCUAACGGAGGGACAGAGACCAGGGAAACGGAAACGGGUUCUGUGGAAACUGCCGAGUGUGAAGAGGCAACCGCGGCGGCGCUGCCGCCGCCUGCCGCGCUGCCAGUUGACGGGGCUGGAGCGACCGACGUCGGCGUCGUUCGGGCGGGGCCGAACGUUCCCCAGGUCGCCGUCGUGGCGCCGUCGUCCCCAGUGCCGACCAAGAUCGACCGCGGCAUUCCGCCGGACUCGAGUCUAGCCAAGCUGCUGGAAAACGGACGCUUCGAACGGACCUUCAGCAUUCAGAAACUCGUCGGCCAGGGCGGCUUCGGCGUCGUCUAUCAGGUGCGCCAUCUCUUGGAGCCGGGCCAUCCAAUCUACGCCGUGAAACUCAUCCUGCUGCGUCUUUCCUUGAGUGAAGAUAUCUCGCUUCGCAGGGAUUUCCGCGAAGUAGCCGCCAACCGGGACCUCUACUCCAAGCACGUCGUCCGCUACUACACGUGGUGGUGUGAAGAGCCGCGUUUCCUCCCAGUCGAGUCGCUCGGAGGCAGCCGCGGGGCGUUGACCGAUCGCCGCGUGGACAGCUCUUCAGCAGUCUGCGACUCGGGCCCUCCGGCGUCUGCGGGCGUCACCACGUUGAGCAUCUCGCCGGUGCAACAGGACAGCGCGCGUUUGUCGAGCAGUCACUGGACCGGGCGGGACGGACGAGAGGCGCUGCCACGAACGAGGGCGAACCGUCGCGCACUUUGCGAGGCCUCUGGGAAGGACGCGGGGCGAGGACGCGGGCGUGACCAGUUGUCCUCGAACUUCCUGGCGUACUACCAGCGGGAAGAGUACAAAAGGCUCGCAGGUCGUCGCGGGCGACAAACACCGAAUCAGGUGACGGUCGACGUCGAUGGAUAUCCAAUGGAGUCUUCCGCCAAGGCUGCCCGAGGCUGGAGCUCGAGCGACGCCACCAGCCUUGCCAGUACGAGCACCCGACGGCGCGGAACGGCUGAGGGAGAUGAACUCAUCGCCAGGUCACAGAAUUCUCGCCCGUCUUUGGAAGCCAGAGACGAGGUGCUGGAGCGGCGGCGCCGUGGUUCGUUCCCUGUCGUGUCUUCGCGGUGCAUGCGCGACGGGACUCUCUUGUCCGCGGAUCUCCGAGAAGACUCUGUGGGGUCCUCCGACGCUUCCGAGUCGCCAGUGCGGAGUGCGUCGGCCGACGAACGUUUCUCGAGGGAGGACGGCAGCGAGAGAAGUCGCCGCUCGUCUCUGCCCGAUCCUGUCCCGUCCGCCAGCUCGUACCGAGACCAGCGAAGGCGUUCGAAAGGCGAGAAUCCCCGCCCGCGCCGCUCUUCCUUGUUCUCUCCUGGCCAGUCAGAGCGCGUACGCAGGCGCGCGACCGACCUCGGAGGCGACGUGCGAGCCGAGCGAGGCCGACGAGGAUCGGACAGCUCCUGCACAUCGGAGGGUAACGCAGACCUUUCGUCUUGGUGUUCACGCUGUGACAAGCAGAGGGCGGGGCGGCCGCAGUCGGUUCCCUCUGCGACGAAGCGCAGGCGAGCGUUCUCGAUUCCGGCUUUGAAGGAGCGCCAGGAGGACAAGGAAGACGAAUCCUUUCCCUUUUGGUUUUUCGAAGAAGACGAGGACACCUUCUUGGGCCACGGCCGGAACGAGGAAACGAACGGCGGGCGUCCCGCGGGCGCACGCACGCGCGCGCACCGGCUUCUCUGCUUCUCGGGCGACUCGUUCUCCGACGCGGAGUGUACAUACACCAAUGCGGGUCCAGACGCGUUCUGGGGCGACGCGCGCGCGGGGCCGCGGUCCCUGGAGGCCGCGCCCGGGUGUACCUGCCGGUGGACGAGUGGCGAGGAGACAGACGGCGCGGGUGAGAACGGGAAGAGGGAGAGACCGGCAGGAGCGCGAGACGCGGCGAAGCGCAGAGGGAACAAGCGAGAAGGUCGCGAGAGGCGCGGGAAAGAGGAGACGCGAAAUGCGGAGCGGGCGAAGGAGACGCUGCGUGCGCGUGCGCAAGAGUGGAGCGGACCCGAUGUCUCCUUCGACAUGAAUUGUUACCUGAACACGCAAGAGCGAGACAUGAUUAUCUUCGAGGAUGGAAACAGCACAGAGUCGCAUCCCUCGGCCGCUUCCGGAUCCCACGGCCCUGGCGCGUCUCUCGGAAACCAAGGCAGACUGUCGCCGUCCACGAAAGGACGCGCCUGCGGUGUCUCCGGGGGCAAGCGGAUACCGGAAGGCAAAGCGAAGACGGAGGGUUCUCUCGGCAGAAGGGAAGGACGCACGCGAAAAGAUCUGCUCGAGGCGUUCCCAGCGGAACUCGCGAAGGUGAAGCGCAAUGGUCUAGAACCCCCCGCGAAGGAAACGCUGUAUCCGGUCGUCCUUCUCAUCCAGAUGGAAAUGUGCAACGGCGUCACGCUGCGCGAGUGGCUGGAGAGGAAGGACAGAAGCACAGUCGCCAUGGGCUUUGUCCCCAGCAACAAAAACCGAUGGCACUCCAUGGAACUCGAACUCUUCAAGCAGCUCAUGAAGGGGAUUCGCGACAUCCAUGAAAGAGGCAUUGUGCAUCGCGAUCUGAAGCCCGAGAACAUCUUCGUGGAUCCCAACACCCUGGUUCUGAAGAUCGUCGACUUUGGUUUGGCGAAAUUCAUUCAAAGAGAAAACACAACCGGCAGCGCGGCAGCGGGAGGGCCGUCUGCGACCGGCGCUGUGGAGGCUCUGGGAGUCUCUGCGGUGCCAGGCGAAGGCCACGAGAUGGCUGGGGACAGACAUCGAGAGAAACAGAGACAGAAAAUCAAGGGACUCCUCGCGAGAGCACGCCGCAUGGGCAAGAAUAUGGAAAUGUCGUAUAAAGGAGAGGUGAUCGGCACUCCAGCGUAUGCAGCUCCGGAAGGAGGCGGCCUGUGCGACGAGAAGGCUGACAUCUACUCGAGCGCUCUGAUUCUUUUGGAACUUCUCUGUCCCCGUUUCAAUACCGUGAUGGAGCGAGUCAAGACACUCGAGGACUUCAAGACGAACUACGCUGUGCCGGAACACAUUCGCCUCCAUCUGCAUCCGUGGUAUCUCCUGAUGAAGGAGAUGGCGCGGCCGGAACCUCAGCACCGGCCGUCGGCUUACGCGGUGCUGAAGCACGUGAAGAUGUUGUUGACCCCGCCUCCAGGCGAUCUGCAGUCUCAGCGGGUGAUGCUUCUGUAUCCUGACCCUGCGUCUCCGCAACUGGGUACCUCGUCGUCUUCCGCUGCGCUCGCCUCUCUUCUCCCGUCGUCUUCUUCCUCGCCGGGUUUAGAGCCGUCGGCCUUUGCGGCUGUCGAGCCUCCGGCCUUCCCCGCACCGGUGGAGCGCGCAUCGCCCUUCUCGUCUUCUUCAUCGUCGGCGGGAGCGGUGGAGAGUCUUUGUUUUUCUGUGCAAGGCGAUCGUGAGUCUUCAUCGGCUGAAGAGCCCUAA
This is a messenger RNA of Neospora caninum, 15375 nucleotides long. RefSeq names its product putative protein kinase (incomplete catalytic triad). Lineage: Eukaryota; Apicomplexa; Conoidasida; Eucoccidiorida; Sarcocystidae. Gene Ontology annotation, biological process: protein phosphorylation. The record is from RefSeq and is a predicted model, not a curated record. The coding region runs from base 1 to 15375 and encodes 5124 amino acids. Gene Ontology annotation, molecular function: protein kinase activity; ATP binding. The transcript has 10 exons.